AUGUUCCUUCUCAAAGUCAUCGUCCUCCUUAGCCUUCUGAAUUCUUCUAUUGCUCAAAGAAGCCGUCGAAAGCAGAAGUUUGUCAGGCUGCCAAGCGGAUUCACAUUUCCGGCGGAUGCAGCAAGCAAUUUUCAGAGAGAUUCUUAUAUUCCAGCUACAUUUGCUCCUCCGAAUGAGAAGAUUUUGCAAGCUCCGCCAAGAUACGUUACUGGAGAAAAUUAUCUGUCCAGUGGCUCCCCUUCCCCGACAUCGGAGCCUCAUGGAAUGGAUUACACUGAAUACAAAAAGGCAAUGCAGGCAUACGCUUCAACACCAGUGGUUACACCACAUCCACCAGAAUCCCCAUCUAUCUAUCAAGCUUCUCCUCCCCCCGCAGCCACGGCUCCAACCAUUCCUCCGGUUACUGUAGUUGAGUCACCCGGCUCCGAAAUCGCUACCACCAUAGCCCCUGGACCAGCAACCACUGCUGCGACGAUGGGAUUGAAGAAGGAGAAUAUCGGUGGCAUCGCUCAGAACCUGAACAACCGAUUCUCCAGCUUAUCUUCUGAAGCCAAACAGUCACAACGGGGCCACACGUACACAGCUCUAGGUGGUGGACAGUUCUAUCAAAGUCUACUAGGAGGAAAAGGAAGUUUCUCCCCAUUAUCAUUCUUCCUGAAUGGUGGGUUGGGUGGUGGUCAUAACAAUGGAUUCUUCGUCCCUGUACCAGUGGUUAUUCCACCGCCACCUCCACCUCCGCCUGGUCCGAAAUGUUUCACAAAUCCAUCUGGAUUUCUUUGUUGCAAUGUGACACUGGAAAAGACUAUGGAGGAGGCGUAUAUCGCUGCUAGAGACGGAGGAGCUUCAUCCUGUAAUGUGCAGAAAAUGGCGAGCGCUGUGCAGGCGGUAGCAGAGAAAAAGUUUGGCACUACGUUCGAAUCGGUUGCUGCUCACAAGGACUUCGUAGCCAAAAUCAAUUUCGCUGGCGACCUAAACUGCAAAAUUGAGAUCGACGGGAAGUUUAUAAUGGCCUAUGCGACGCCAAUGUCCGAGCAGGAAGUGAAUAUUGUCGAUGCCAGCUCGUUCUUCUCCGGCGCAGCCGAUCCUGACCUAGAAGGUGUGAAUGGCACGAAGCCAACGUAUAUUGUCUAUGGACCGAUAAAGUAG
This is a messenger RNA of Caenorhabditis briggsae, 1146 nucleotides long. RefSeq names its product Protein CBR-GRD-8 (gene Cbr-grd-8). The record is from RefSeq and is a predicted model, not a curated record. Lineage: Eukaryota; Metazoa; Nematoda; Chromadorea; Rhabditida; Rhabditidae. The transcript is spliced from 6 exons. Bases 1 to 1146 code for a protein of 381 amino acids.